Molecule: messenger RNA, 1619 nt
Organism: Carassius auratus (goldfish)
Lineage: Eukaryota; Metazoa; Chordata; Actinopteri; Cypriniformes; Cyprinidae
Exons: 9
Coding region: 113-1201 (362 amino acids)
Molecular function (GO): ubiquitin-protein transferase activity
Source: RefSeq, a predicted model, not a curated record
UUUUUAGAUAUGUGCCCGACUAAAGGAGAUAUACCACAAAUUUCAAGAAAUAAAGGGGGGUUGGCUUCUCUAUAAAUCUUCAGGAGGAUGGGGCUCCUGGAAGCUCACUCUUAUGCCACCAGAUGAAAGUGGGUACAAUCCCAAGAAUUUAAAGACAGCAACAAAUGGAUUUAAAGGAGUUCUUUACAUUGCUCCACUACAAAUAGAACUUGACACCACUGCUCUGCCACCUGAAUCUGAAUCUUUUAACGAAAUGCCAAAAGAGAAAUGCCAGAGAUGUGGAGUCAGUUAUCCACUACUGAUUCUGACUGCACACAUAAAUACCUGUGUGACCAGUGAGGAGGCUGAACAGACUGGUGAUGAAGCUGAACAGACGAAUGAUGAUGCUGACCAGACCAGUGAUGAAGCUGAACAAACCAAACAAGCAACUUGCCCCAUAUGUCAAAAAGAAAUGUCUCUCGAUGUAAUAGAGAUUCACGCAAGUUUUUGCAUGGGUGACAGUAUACAACCUCUGGAAUUAAAUGCGUCUAUGGAAGAACCAUCUACAUCUGGAGUUUACAUGCCGUUGACUUAUACCGCUGAUCCUUCAAAUGCAGCUAAAGCCACAAGCGAGAGUCAUGAUUGGAAAAUUGAACCAGAUAAAAAUAAAGCAGCAUCCUUAUACACUAAGGAAAUAAUUCACCAACAUGAGACUGGAAAAUCCCUCUUGAUGACCAUGGAUGUGAGAAUGGACAAGGAAGAUCAAGACCGAGAACUUGUUGCAUUCUACAAACAAAACGGCAUAGAAUGGGCAUGCCCUGUGAAGUGCAAACUCCAAGGGGAUGCUGCAAUUGGUGAAGGUGUGACUAGACACUUCUUUUCAACUGUUAUACAGAGGCUUCAGCAUGGUUUCAAUUUUAACAUGGGAAAUACUGCAAGGACCUGUCUCUUUGAAGGUGAACCAGGCCAUCUUGUUCCAUCAUCUUCACAAUUUCUCAUAGAGAGUGAUCUGUUCCUAGUUGCAGGACGCAUGAUUGGACAUGCAUUCCUACAUGGUGGACCUCGCCUGGCUGGAGUCAGCCAAGCAAUGGUCCAUGUAUUUCUAGGUGGUUCAGCUGAAACUGCUACAGUGCAAAUCGAAGACUGUCCUGACCAUGAUAUUCGUGAAACCAUAAAACUAAUGCUGCUACAAUGUAUCUGCUGGCCCUCGGAGAGCGGGUGAAUGAUGACGACGACGAUGACGAAGAUUGUUCGCUAGAAGAUAGAUGUCGCAUCUCGUGGUAUUUGCGUCACUUCAUUGAGACGGCAUCCAGCUCAGACCUUAAAAGCUUGGUGAAGUUUUGGCUUGGAUGGGAAGUGCCAGAAGGAAAGAUGGUAGUGGAAGUGGUUAACUCUGAGAUGCCGAGGUCCUCCACUUGUUUCAAUGUGCUAUGCCUCCCAGGUGCAUUGGCACUUCAGAAUAUGGUUUUGGCCUUGUUUAGAUCUGUGAAAUCCAAACCUGUAAUAGUAACACCAGAUCUAUAAAUUAGAUUACAUUACCAAAGUUUGUCCUGUUUUUUGGACAUUGAAGAAGUUAAAGUAAUACGUUCAUGUAUUAUUGCCGUUCUAUUUUGGAGAAGGGAAAACCCUUGCAAAAAUUA